This is a messenger RNA of Emiliania huxleyi CCMP1516, 861 nucleotides long. RefSeq lists its product as hypothetical. The transcript is spliced from 4 exons. The record is from RefSeq and is a predicted model, not a curated record. Bases 1 to 861 code for a protein of 286 amino acids. Lineage: Eukaryota; Haptophyta; Isochrysidales; Noelaerhabdaceae.
AUGGCGCUGCUGCCGCGCGGGCUCUACUCGAGCCGCCUCCGCGAGGGGCUCGCCUUUCUCCUCUCGGUGGUGGUUCCGAGCGCGUCGCUCGUCUGGGCCGCCUGGUCGCUCUACGCCAACGUCUCGCUCAUCGAGCGGCUCGUGCUCCGGCUGCGCAGCCUGCUGCACCGCGUCACCGCCGCCUUUGUCGGCCACCGAGUCCUGCCUCUCGUCGAGCUCGCGAGGUGGGGCUUUGCCCACGCCGACGACUUUCUCAAGCGGGCCACCGUCGAGUUUUACGAGCGGCUGCGGCCUGCGCUGAUGGUGGUCUCCGCACUGGCCGUGGUUGUGCCGGUCUACCACGCGGCGCUGCGGCACGCGCUGCACCUCUUCGCCGUGUGCCGUCGCUUGGCGGCUUGGUCUGUGGCGGGCUCGGUCGCGGCGGCGCUCCUCUCCGCCGGGCAGAGCGGGCUGCGCGGCGUGCUGGCGGCGGCGGCGGCGGUGGCCAGGGCCUCGGUCGGCAUUUCUGUCCGCGAUUUCUUGGGCGUGCACGUGCGAUGGCUCUACCAAUUAGCGGUGUUCAGGGGAGUGCAGCCCGUUGCGCAGGCGGGGACGGCGGCGACGAACUUGGUGAGGGGGGCGCACAGGCUCGUCUCGCCCGACGCGCGGGACGCGAUCAGGGAUCGGCUGCAGUCCAUUCGCCAGUCGUCGGCGGAGGAGCGAGCCGCGAUCGCCAGGGGUUCGGCGAACGCUGGACGGCCGAGGCGGCCGCAAUACAGAUGGGCGUUUCACCGGCCGAGGCAGCCCGCAGAGGAGGACAAGCCGGACUACUCGCUGCACGUUGGGAGGCGGCCCAGGGCUCUAGCCGCCGUGGUCGCAUAG